UCGCAAAAGAGAUUAAUAUCACCGUCAAAACAAAGUCUAUCGCAAAACUGUAAUACAGUAGAAUAAUACAUACAAAGUACCAAUAAAAAUGGAUUAUAGUUAUUUUCAUGAGGAGGUCAAAUGAACAAGAUUAAAAAGUAAUGGGCCCAGCCUAAAGAAGAAAAAAAUGAACGUCCUUCAUGCUGCGAUCGUUUCUAGGGACUGUGUGUGAGUGAUUGCGAAUCCUCUUUGUAUUACUGGAAGAUAUAAUAGCAUAUCCUUCUCUUAAGAAUCUCGUCGACUAGUCUACUAUCAUUAGUUCUUCUUACCGGUUAGUGAAAAAGUGUGAAUGGGGUAGAAAAUAUGUAGAAGACCUAGAAGAGAAAGCAAAUGGUCAAACAGUGAAUCGCAGAGAGGGAAGGAUGCUCCUGGGGCAUUGAGAAACUGUAUGUUAUCUGAAACCCCCCAGAAAAAGGGAGAGUAAACGAGUGAGUUACAUUCUCGUGUGUGUUCACAAAGCCCUUGUCCCACUCGUUCUUGUCCCAUGUGUCGUUCUCUCAGAACACUGCUGAUGAGAAGAGCAACAAUAAUGCAAUUCUAACAUUACUACAUCAUACACUGGUGAAGUAGAAUCGUGUAAUGUAGCAAACUAAAAAAAAGGACAAACUAAUAAUGGCCUUUGAAUGAGUAUGGAUGAUUUAGGGAAAAUGAAAAAAUGUAUUAAAACAUGUAGAAAUGCAACCAGUCGGUUGAGAUAAUGUGGAGAUACAGGCACUUAGGUAAGAGAAUGUGGAGAUACAGCCAAUUGGCUGAGAUUAUGUAGAAAUUCAGUCAACUGACCAAAAAAUGUAGGUAAAGCCAAUUGGCUGAGGCAUUGUAGAAGUACAGCCAAUUGGCUAAGAUAAUGUAGAGAUACAGCCAUUUAUCUUAAUUAGAGACAUGGCCAGUUGGCUAACAUAACGUAGCUACAGCCAAGCGACUGAGAAACUGUAAAGAUACAGUCCACUGGCUACGAGAAACAAAUCAUUAUUGAUAAGUAUAUUUAGUACAUACGUAGAGAAGUACUGUAUAGGUCCCAAUUGUAAUAUUUAAUCUAACAAAUUUCAACCGAGAUAUUAUUAGAGAGUACACAUGUGCUACAGGGAUGAAUGAUAUUACUUCAAGUGAGGUACAGCAGUACUCUGCAAUACACAUUUGUGAUCAAUUAUAGGGUUAAGAGUCUAUAUUAAGUUGAUAGAUUUUUAACCUAUGAGGCAUAUAUAUAUAUAGUGAGACAAGAGCAUAGGAAAUCCAGGCCGAGAUUGUAAGGAAUCUCUAAGCAAGAUCAACAGCAUCCGGCUCCUCGUGACAUCUCAUUUUUUUUCCACUUAAGAAAUCCAUCUUGAGUUUGUUGAGUGCAGUUUGGUUACUACACCUCGCAGUAGUUAUGUUAAGUGUUGAAGGGCAAGACUUGCCCACAAAUAUGGUAAAAAAAAAAAGCGCUAUGUUUAGAGCGAACUUUCAUUAAGAGACGACGGUUUUGCUCUAGGAAGAGCUGUAUCGCUAAUGACUUAGUAAUACUUUACUAAAGCUGUAUUAAGUCAGUGACUUGGUAACAUUCAGAGCUGUAUCAAGUUACUGACUUGAUAAUGAUCUGAUAAAGCUCUACUUAGAGCGAAACGUAGCAUGCAAAUAAAAGUCUGCUUUGCACUCAGUCGUUUUACCAUAGUUACGCAAGGAGAUAAACUCUGUUAACUCCAUCCAUUUUUUUUAGUUGUGUUCUCAAGCAUCAUGGGAGCAUCACAUUCAGUGGUUCAAACUAUGAUUGUUCAGACUCUGCUCUGUCUGCACUCCGGAAGUGUCUCGUUAUUAUUCUAAGAUAAACGCUGACGAUAUUCAAAUUGAAAUUUUUAAGUUGCAUAUGUUCGUCAACCUUUCUGUCUCUAAAGAUUCUUUCAUGGUCGCAUACUGAUGGAGACUGUACAAGUUAGUGACCCACGGUUCUUGAAUUAAUAAGAGACACCUGGAGAGCAGACACGCCUCUGUGAUCAAUCGGCUGUUGUCUCUUGCAUAAGAUCCAUUUCAAGAAUUGAGGCCUUUAUGCUGCAAUUAAUUUGUUCUGGUUAGGGAAAGGUAUAUCUGAUGAUAUGUAGGUUGAUAAAUGUACUCUAAGAGUCGUCCAGAUGAGUGCUGGCAACUCGUCCCUGUGGAAAAUUGUUCUGCAGGUUCGACACGCGUGGCCGACUUCUAUGGAAAAGGAAUUGAUGUGAAGGUUCACCUGCACAGGUCACGUGAAUGUGCUGUUGGCAUCAAAUGAAGGUAGCUUCUCUACAUCGCGCGAAACAAAACGGUCUUACUUGGUUCUUAAACUUAAACAUACCGAAGUAGGACCACAAACACCUGCAUGUGUCAGAUGAGCUAAGAUAAUCGAAGCCACUUCCUUCAGAAACGAGAAUACAUGAUAGAAAACAAGGUAGUCGAGAAAUUUUAAGAUAUAUAUUAUACACGCUACUUUCUUUAGAGCUGAUGUGGUUCAUAACGUUAUCACAGUAAUACUAUGAUGAUCUCACAUCGAGUAUUCCUAAGCAGAACAAGUUAGUCUACAGUAUGCUAAGAUAAGUUAGAAAAGGUUAGAUAAGAUGCCAGAUUUAUUGAUGGCUUCUUGACGCUCGUUACAACUGCAUUCCACACACACAACCAUCGAUUUCAAUUUUCCAGCCCAUCAGAAUCUUUAUAUUGCGCGAUAUAUACGGAUCUCGCCCUAACCAUUAGCAAUAUCUCUGGUCGUAUUUUAUGAUGAUUUCAAACGUGUUAAUAAACAAUUGACUAAUCACCAGAAUUCCAUAGUUGUGUUGGAAACUUCAGCUGCAGCGAGCAAAGCCAAACAGAAACAGUAGGUCAAAAGUCAUCCACAAACUAACAAUUAGUAUUUAACUUACGAGGCAGAACCAAAGCGACACCAGAAGAGCUUGCUGGCUGGCAGCGAGCGGGUCAUUCAAGUAGCAAGAAUCCUGAGGAUUUACGGGUUUAUACUAUAGCGACGUUGUCAGUCCCACCUGAUGACAGCACCAUUCAUCACAACAUUGUUUACAUUGGACACAAGUUACAGUGCUACGUCUCCCUUUGGUUUGUGUAGUUUAGGUCAUGCGGAUAUAUGUUUAGCACCUACAUCCAUAAAAUUUCCUCAGGUUUUUGUAUGACUCGUUAAAUGAGGUGAUUCUUUUUUUUUAAUUUAAGAUGUAGCAUCGCCUUUCUUCUUACUCAAAAUUCAGCUAAGCAUAAAAAAAAGAGCGCCUUCAAAUGCGGCAUCUAGAAGGUAGAGAAUUAGUUAAAGUAGCGAAGGGUGUAGUUUGUGAAGUGUAGAAUUUAUAGUGAGGUCUCAAAUGCACUAGUAAGAGUAGAGCAGUGACGGGUGUAUAGUAGUGUAGUACACAGUGAGGCCUCAACCAAGGACACUGCGAGUUAACAGCAGUGAAGUGUGUAGCAUGUGUAGUGCUGUACUUAUAGAAAGGCCUCAAUCAAGAUCAUUAGUGAGGUAACUGCCAUAUAUUUCAGCUGCAUCAAGAAAGAGGUGAAGUUGGAACACAAUGAGUAGCGAGGUGACUCAGGUGAGCCACCACAGACAGGAGCUGCCUGAGGGUGAGGUGACGGGGGCUCAGCACCAUGAGACGACACUCGUCAGCAGCACCGUCAGCAGCGCAGGAAGCAACUCCGUCAGCAAUAACGUCAGCGUCGCCGUCGGUACAGAGGACCUUAACUCUGAUGAUGGCUCUGUCUCGGAUGCAGAUUCUCAAGGAGGAGGAGCGCAGCCGUCCAGCUCACGGGCUAGCCCAGACUCUGAACUCUCAGGCAGCAAGAACACCAAAACAUGCAGAGUCUGCGGGGACAAAGCCAAGAGCAUGCACUUUGGAGGUCUGUCGUGCGACUCGUGUAAGGCAUUCUUCCGUCGAGCCGUCCACAACGACGCCUUCGUCAACUUCACUUGUCCCUACGAUGGCAACUGUGUCAUAAACAUUGCCUCCAGGAAGUGUUGCCAGUACUGCAGGUACAAGAAGUGUACGUUUAUUGGGAUGGAGCGCUCGUGGGUCAUGUCUGAAGAGGACCGUGCACAAAUGAUGAAACAGAGGGCUGAAAAAAGGGCCAAACUGUCAGACGAAGCGAAUAGGCGAGGCCUCAAGGAUGGCAAGAGGGAGCUUAUACCCUACGAGCCAGACCCAGACACCAUACUUGAACACAUGACUGUAGCGGAGCGAGACGAGGUAGAGCGAGCAGUGAUGAACUACAGACGGGCCUACUCCCAGGUGCCUUACCGUCAAAACCUGAAGCAGUGCAACGUAGGCCGUCCCAGUGUUCAGAUCAUCAAUAUGUUCACAACCAUCGUCAGGCGCUUCGCUUACUUUGCCCGACUCUUCCCGGAAUUCUGCGAUCUUCCUCCUCAGGACCAAGAGAACCUCCUUCGCAGUGGUAUCUUGGAGAUGUCACUGAUCCGUGGUGUGCAGAGCUUUGACACGGAGAACAACCGGUGGCCAAACACCAAACAACAGCUCUACAAGGAUGCUCCUACGCUCAACGUAGAAGACAUGAAGAAACUAGUCUCGUGCGAGCUCUACGAAAUGCACAUGAAGUUCAUCCACAGCCUAAAGGAACUGAACGUGGACGAGCCGGUGAUGAUGAUGUUGUUACUGACUGUUCUCUUCACUAGUGAUCGUCCUGGGCUGCUCGGCGCACCCACCAUCCAGGCCCUCCAAGACCACUACCUGCAGCUUCUCAGGAAGUACCUCGGGUGGCGCUAUGGCUCCCACAACGCUCCCAUCCUUUACCCUCGACUCCUCAUCAAACUCACCGACCUCAGAGAACUCAAUGAUCAACACACCGAGUACAACCUCAAACUUGCCAAGCAGGAGAUCGCUGAGAUACAAAUGCAGCUGGGACAGCUUAACCUAAACCAUUACACGGAGUGGUCGACUAUAAUGCAGCAGCAUAGCGGAUCUUGCGCCCUGUCUGCACCUUCGGGAGGAAAUGUAGGCUCUCCCACGAGCCCCGAGGGUAGUGUUCCUCCGUCAGUAGUCCCGAUGCAAGUAGGCGAAAGCCCAAAUACGUUAAUUCCCAACGAGUCUAACGUGGAAGGAAUGGCAUCAGGUGUGGCACCAGGAGAUCUGGGGGCUCAGUUUUCCUCCGGGAUUGGCAGCCUCUUGGCAUCGCUGGACUUCGAGCAGUUAGCGAGUAGCCAGACUUUCCAACGGUUGGUUAUGCAACAGUUCCAGAAAUCGAUUAUAAACGUCCUCAGCUCUCCAAACUUUGGUUUGGGUAAUCUUUUCCCUGACGGUCGUACCAUGCAGCAUCACCACCAGCAACAACAGCAGCAGUAUAAUCACCAUCUUCAACAACAACAACAGCACCCGCAACAACAUCAACACUCGCAACAACAACAGCAGCACUCGCAACAACAACAACAACAACACCCGCAACAACAGCAGCAACACCAGCAGCAUCCGCAACAACAGCAACAGCACCCGCAACAAAUGCAACAACACCAGCAGCACCCGCAACAACAGCAGCACCCGCAACAUCAUCACCAGCAACAACAACAACAACAACAACACCUACAAUUACAGCAACACACACUAACCGAUAAAUCAAAGCAAAAUUCACCAAUAAUCUCUCAACAACCAUCACAUUCCCAGACAGUAUCACCACAUUUUCUCUUACAGCAUCAAAAGCUGUCGCCUCAUUCACAAGGUCCAGAAGAGCAAGUGCCAGUGCCUCUCCAAGACUCAGACCUAAUGACACAGCUCGAUUAUCUGAGUUCUAGUCAGCCAAACAGCCCACAGAGCGUGCAGCAGUCCCAGCAUGCUUUUCACCAACUGGAGCAUCACCUUAUGAACGAUAUUAGUGGUUGUGGAAGCUUCGGAGAACAAAAUCCUUAUCAACACCAGCAGCAACUGCAGCAGCAGUAUCAGUAUCACCUACAGCAACAACAGCAUGAGCAACAAGCUCUAUUUCUUCAGCACCAGCAACAUAUGCAUCACCAGCAACUACAAGAACAGCAGCAGAUGCAGCAUCAGAGCAUGACAGGGACGGGUCUGAUCGUUCCUAAGCAAGAACCCGUAACUCCUUCUUCUCCCACUAUACACACACCUCACACCUGGGUAGAACACCCGCUGCUGUCUGAUGAUCCUCAGUGUAUCCCCCAUCAACACCAACAACACUCACCACCUCAUCAAACUUCCCCAACACUUUCCCGGCAACAGCAGCAACAACACAGUGACUCAAAUGACGAAUGUUCGCGUCAAAAACGCAAUUCGCUCUCAGACUACAGUGGGCUUACUCAUUUUCGUAAUUUACUGGAAGAGUUUGCAACAUUAAACAAUCCAGAUCACCUUCGACAAGUCAAGCAGAUACUGGGUCCUGAUCUUGUUUCAUCUCUACAUCAGAAGCUAGUCGAGUCUGAGUCAACGCUGCAGUCACGAUUCCAGUUAGCGCAACAGCAGCAGUCUCUCCCUCCAUCACCGCCACAGCCUCCACAACUCCCAUCACAAUCCCAUAUCUACUCUUCAACAGCCACUUACCAGUAUUUUUCUGGAGGGGAUUACCCUGGAGAGGUAGCAGUGAGCAGUGUCCCUACCAACGCAGGCUCACACGACAUUCAGCAUAACAUUGCAGACACAACCACCUUCUGCAGAAGUCAACAGAGAGUGUCACCACCAAUGUUGAACCUGGGGACCUCCAGCACACCUCCAUCACCACCUCACCCCGUCAGCAGCAGCUCCACCAUUGUCUACCAGUACCAGCCAGACCUAAUCCACAACGUCUCCUCAUCCACCAGAUUUACAAUUUAGCACAUUUAACUAUAAUGCAUUAUCCUGUAUAUAUCUAGUUUUCGUCUCACAUUAUGUGACCUAGCACCAAAUUUUUUUCAUUGGCUUUAUAUUUUUUUAAUUUGUGUACAUGAAAAGAAAAUGGUCUCAGCAGGCAAAUUUA
Messenger RNA from Cherax quadricarinatus, 6939 nucleotides. The record is from RefSeq and is a predicted model, not a curated record. Lineage: Eukaryota; Metazoa; Arthropoda; Malacostraca; Decapoda; Parastacidae.